GCCAGCAGGAGGAGAAGGAGAAAGCAGAGCAGAAAGAGGCAAAGAAAGAAGAGGAAGGAGGGAGGGAGUUAUGCAAAGACGGAGGUCACUGGGUAACAGUCCUCUUCUGUCCUGGAGCAAGGAGCAGCCAGCAGCAUCUGAAUCAGGGGGAACAAGUGGGAGACGCAGGGGAAGGAGGCAGAGAAGAGCUCCAGCUCCUAGUGAAGGCAUCAAAUAAGCCUGCUCCACCUGCUCUCCUGCCAACACUUUCCUAUCAGGUCUCUUGGCAUCAGUGCUACCUUCUCCCUACUCUCUUCUCAUAUCCUGUGAGCUGAUCCUGGGAGGGGAGCAUGGCUUCAUCUACCAGCGGGAUGGAGGAAGUCCGCUCCUCGGUCCUCACCCCCCUCAAGCUGGUGGGACUUGUGUGCAUCUUCCUGGCCCUGUGUCUGGAUAUCGGAGCCGUUCUGAGCCCAGCCUGGGUGACGGCGGACAACCAGUACUACCUGUCCCUUUGGGAGUCUUGUAAGAAACUAGGCAACGACUGGAAGUGUGAUACAACCCUGCAGAGCGAUUGGCAGAUCGCAACCCUUGCCUUACUACUUGGUGGUGCUGCCAUCAUACUUAUUGCUUUCCUUGUUGGCCUAGUCUCCAUCUGUGUGGGUUCCCGCAGGCGGUUCUACAGACCAGUAGCUGUCAUGCUCUUUGCUGCAGUUGUCCUUCAAGUAUGUGGUCUUGUGCUGUAUCCAAUCAAAUUCAUUGAAACUGUCACACUGAAAAUAUACCAUGAAUUCAACUGGGGUUAUGGCUUAGCAUGGGGAGCAACAAUAUUUUCAUUUGGAGGCGCCAUACUUUACUGUUUGAAUCCAAAGAACUAUGAGGACUACUACUAGUUGUCUGAGGAAAGAAUAUUAAAACAAUAGAUUGACUCGAUUUUUUGUACCUUCCUUUUCUAGAAGACAUGUGGAGCAACAAACAGUUGGCUCAGUUGAUUUAAUCUCCCUUUGCCUUUAGGCUGCCAAUAAUAUAGCCAGCUUUACAUCCAUUUUAAAGAGAAAAUAAAAACAACUGCAGAAAAAAAGGAAAACUAAUGAGAAUUGAAAGAAUGACUCCAGUAACUCCAUAAUUGCUGCAAUUUGUUCCAAUCUUAACUUGUUUGGUAGAAGUAAGUAAACGACACACAAGUGUGGUUAUUGUAUAAACUGUAUAAUGAAAUGAAUACAGAGAUGGAUGCCCAAUUUUCCAUUGAAUGCAACAAAGAAAAUACAAGAAUACUUUACCUCUUGUCAUACUGCUGAGGUCACCAUUGUAUUGGACAAGGUAUGAACGAAAACAAAUGCUGUGAAAUUACUGAUGGUAAAAUAAGCUAAAAAUCAUGAAAAAAACAAGAUUCAAGCUUUAUCUUCAAUACAAGUGGUUCACUAAAUAACAUUACACAGCUUAGCCACAACAUCUGAAGCAACAUUCUUGUAAUUGGUGGCUAAAAUUCACCUCUGCAUGAAUUAUGAAAAAUGGACGCCUGUUUUCCAUGAAAAUAAAAAAUAGAUUUGUGGGUUUCUUUUGAACUGUGAAUACCAUAGAAAGAUUAUAGCUAAGCCUGCAAGGAUAGCUAGAAAGUCAUUAGCUUUUUAAGCAACUAUGUUUUAAGAAAGGUAUGUACUGUAGCUAUAGGAUUGCGUAUGAUCAAUAUUCUAAUGUACCAUUUUCUUUGGCAAAUAUUUGGCAGUAUUAUAAAUCUAUAUAGAAUUUGUGAAGUCAAUAUAGAGCAGAUAGUUUCUAAUUCCCAGAUGUUCCAAUUUAUGCUUAAAUUUAAAACUAACCAUAGCUUUUCAUAUCAUUAAACCUUCUAAAUUAGCUUUAUGUUGAUACAUUAAUGUUCUUCGCAUGACAGACUGAUUGAGAAAAUACACUUUAAAAGGGUUGUUUCACUUCAGCAAGUGGAAUUUAUCAUUUAGAGAAAGUUAAAACAAGGCACUUACUAAUGUAUUGUGAUUGUCCAUAUUGCCUCCUUUGCUGGCUGGAUUAAUUUUUCCAUCACAUUAUACGCUGCUCAUUUUUCCAUGCUUACGACUACCCUGCAAUCCAUCAUUUUGUGAACCCCCUUUACAACAAAGCUAUCUUGGCUGUUUGUCUUGUUUCAGAACACCUCCACCCCUCCAGCAAUUGUUGUGAUGCAAUUUAAUAUCAAGUUGUAUAUUACAUACUAGUCAUUUAAAUGAACGGCCAAUUAUCUAAUAGAUUGGUGGGCCAAAUCCACUGUUUGUUUCCAGCUCUCUGUUUAUUGUGAACAACUGAGCAGGGGACUCCAUCUAUAAGGUCCAUAUUACCUAAUGGAUUACAAAUAAAUAUGUUGUCUUAAAUGCAAGAAAAGUUGGAUACUAUAGGUGUAGCCGAUAAUAAAUGACUCAGUAAAUAGCGCAAAGGGAGCCUGUCAGUGAUACCCUGCAAAACUGCAUUUGUUUCUAGAUGGGUGAAGGGAUAUCAAUUAAAUAAUAUCUGGGGUGCUGUCCAUGUGUUGGUUGGGUGGUCCCUAAAGUUGAAAUAUAAUUUCUUCUCUGAAUUGAGCUGCUUCAUAGCCUCUGCUCUGUACGAUGGGAGCCUGUCAGUGAUACCCCGCAAAACUGCAUUUGUUUCUAGAUGGGUGAAGGGAUAUCAAUUAAAUUAUAUCUGGGGUGCUGUCCAUGUGUUGGUUGGGUGGUCCCUAAAGUUGAAAUAUAAUUUCUUCUCUGAAUUGAGCUGCUUCAUAGCCUCUGCUCUGUACGAUGACUCUAGCAGUCUCUUGGUUGUACAGUUGAGGAACCACCCAGAGUGCACUUGUGGAAGCGGUGUGUUAAAUCAGGUAAACCAGCUAUGUUUUAAUUGAUAUCACCUAUCUAGUGCCUUCAGCAGUUUUUAGGCUGAUUUUAGUUUAGGUGUCUUUAGGUGCAUUCUGUUCAAUAUAUUUCAGAAGUUAUUAAAGUGCUUCUGUCAUCGGGAAAACCGUUAAACUGGCUGACUUUAGACAUGUGCUAAUGCCAGUUGAGCCUCAACCUUCCUGGCCCUGUCAAUUGAUGAUGGGUGUGGCCAGAGGAGGGAGUGCUGAGCCUCUAGGAGUAGGGGCGAAACCCUCAUUGCUCCUAGAGGUACAUUUGCAUAUAAUAAAAGUUAAUUUUUCAUAAAACAGAGGCACAUAGAAAGAAGGGUCAAAGACUGUUCCUGCACACACGUUACUCGGUACGGUUUCAGGUUCAGAGAUUUCAGCACUCACUAACACAUAAUUUGUGAUACACCAACUUGCUGAGACAGUCUUCAGGUUGAUUUUUGGGGCUACUCGUAAUCGCUUUAUGUUUGCAACAGAGACAGUUUGAUGCCAUUUCCGAACCAGACUCUAAAUACAACAUUUAGCUGGUGGUUUUGUUCCUGGGUACUUGUCUGCAAAAGUCUCUUGUUUUUCCUUAGUUGAUUUGCUUCACACAUAGCCUUCCACAAUCACUAUUCGCUAUUCCAGGGAGAACACCAUCUUUCUGAUACAAUAAGCCACUUUUAAUAAUAAAUUGGCUCUGAAAAAAUUUAGGCUGAACUCUGAUUGGUUGCUAUGGACAAGGAGAUAUUGGAGGUGGGCUACUAUUUUGUGGGCCACCCUGCAGCUUUGAAAGAUAUAUUAGAAAACCAAAUGGUGACUUCCAGUUUUAGUCAUAGAGUUCUUUUUUUAAUACUGUAUGUUUGCCACACUUAUAUUUGAGAACAUGUGCAAGCAAUAUUCUCUUAUUCUCUAGUUUACAUGACAUUUAAUGAAAAAUAAAUGAAAAUCUGUUAUACAGUCAGAUAGAGUUCAAGUUCACAAUCUCUCGGCAUGAUUUAUUCUAGAAAAUAUGAAGGACCUGUCAGAAGAUAUAAAAUGGUAAACUUGCAAUUAAAGUGAUACUGUCAGUGAAAUGUAUUAAACCAAUAUGCAAGUUAUGUUAACCAAUCGUGAUAGUGUCCUGGCGCUACAGAUGUUUGACCUGGAAUGCUUUCUAAGGCUCCCUUCACAUUGUAAAUGCAGUGUAUGCACUGGAAAAGCUAAUGUCAUGAUAAUAAAAACACAUUUCCAGAUCUGAAUAUAAUUUCCUAAUGAUGUUUAUUACAAUAAUUAUCAUCACAAAGGAAAUUAUUAUUAUUGGGUGUUGCCACCUAUAAUUAAUAUUAUUUAAGAGAUGUGACUGUAUGGAAAAGCCCUGAUAACCCAUGCGCACACAAUAAAAGUUAUGUCUUACAGGAAGAAGCUUGAUGCUCUGGAGAAUAUGUUUCACUAAAAGCGUUAAACCUAAUGUAUAAAACAUAUUGUUUUUUUUCCCAAGUGUACUUUUAUAUGUGCACUCCAAUAAAUAAGCACAGAAUAUUUUUGAUAUUUUGGUGAUACUGUUGUACGGUAUAAAUUCCUAACAAAAUAUAUAGACUACAGAAAUAAAUAUAGAAGAAAAGCAUGAAAGCACAUAAACUUACCUCUAGUUUCAUACAAUUAGCUUUUAUUUUCUUGCCUAUAAAUAAUAAAACAUACUGCAAAACACUAUGUCUUGUUUGAAUGACUAUAGAAAAAAGCCAAAAACUGUAAGGUAUAAAAAUGUUUAUUUUUGUGAAGGAUUUAGAGAAAGUAAACUAAAAAAGUGAAAGUAGACAAAAAAAUAAUCAAUACAGAUAUCAUAAACAGACCCAAGUGUUGUGUAUGUGUCAAGCUUUUCAAUACAUUUUAUGCUUUAGAAUUUAAUAGAUGUUUGUUGGCCCUUUGAGGUAUUUACAACUAAUAUCUCAAAUGGAGAACAGAGUAAAGGUAUUGUCCCGCUCUCUCAAAAGUACCACCCAACAAACAACUAAUCCUCAAAGGUCCUUCUUCUGUAAAACCCCCGGCAAUCAAUCACAAGAAGAGUCUUAACCCCUAUCAUCUCCAUAUAUCAUAAUAGCAAAUAUGGACACUGUUUGUUUAAAUAGGACAGCCCUUUAAUCAAUGCUCAUUAGCAUGAGCCGAAAAAACACUUAAAUUGGUUUUCUUGGAAUUUGUGCUAGUUGAUUUGCUAACAUUAUGUAGUAAUGUAUACAUUCAUAUGGCCCCUAAGAGCAGAUCCUGUGAGUCAAGGGAAUAUAGACCACACUUUUUGUUACAUAAUGUGAUAUACCGCAAUUACUUUGGACGACUUUGAAGUAUGUUCAUCUUCUCAAUUUACAAUAAAGCCCAAGAUACAAUUAUUAUAUUUUUUUUUUAUUAUUCGAAUUCAUAUUCGAAUUCGCAAUAUUUCGAGAAUAUUUUGUAGAAUAUUCGUUGAAUAUUUGCGAAUUUGAAUAUUCGUUAUAUUCUA
Messenger RNA from Bufo gargarizans (Asiatic toad), 5288 nucleotides. It is a transcript of the gene TMEM47, whose product is annotated as transmembrane protein 47. The transcript has 3 exons. The record is from RefSeq and is a predicted model, not a curated record. Bases 330 to 869 code for a protein of 179 amino acids. Gene Ontology annotation, cellular component: cell-cell junction. Gene Ontology annotation, biological process: cell-cell adhesion. Lineage: Eukaryota; Metazoa; Chordata; Amphibia; Anura; Bufonidae.